Messenger RNA from Symphalangus syndactylus (siamang), 2223 nucleotides. It is a transcript of the gene SPMIP8, whose product is annotated as sperm microtubule inner protein 8. The record is from RefSeq and is a predicted model, not a curated record. Lineage: Eukaryota; Metazoa; Chordata; Mammalia; Primates; Hylobatidae.
GCACAAUGUUCCUUUAUUCUGCUGCUGUCCAUUAUAAGGGCUCGUCCACCUCACUUCCUCUUCUGCCCAUUGAGCAGUCAAAGAGCUGAAAGUCCUUAUAAGCUUGUGCACCUGGGCCUGGGCCCUACAGAUAAGGUAGCUGCUAUUGCUAUGGCCCGCAUCAUCGACCUGGUGUCCUGGGACAAUGGCUCCACACAUGUGUAUGCCUCCCCGGCCAUCCUGCUUCCUGUGGAGCGGCAGCGCAACCAGCUGGCGGGAGUGAAGCAGCAGCUCUACCACCCAGCCCUGCCCACCCUGCGCCACAUGGACAGGGACACUGUCAAGGCCUGCCUUCCUGAUGAGCACUGCCAGUCCACCACCUACUGCCACAAAGAUGAAUUUGACAACGCCCAUUUUACACUCCUUGGGGUCCCCAGCAAACCCCUGCAGUGUUUGGACAUCACCGCGACAGGCCAGAAGCUCCGCAACAGGUACCACGAGGGAAAGCUGGCGCCCAUCGCGCCAGGCAUCAACCGAGUGGACUGGCCCUGCUUCACGCGCGCCAUCGAGGACUGGUCCCAUUUCGUGUCCUCGGCCGGGGAGUUCAAGCUGCCUUGCCUGAGCAAGCGAGUGGAGGGUCUCAGCGGCUACGCGGUGCGGUACUUGAAGCCGGACGUGACCCAGAGCUGGCGGCAGGAAGCCCUGUGUGGGGCGUGGGAAGGGCGUCCUUGCUCCCCCGACUCACCGCGCCCCUAUCCCUGCUGCCCGCCUCAGUACUGCCUCAACCAGAACCCCAGCCUGGACCGCUACGGACAGAAGCCCCUGCCUUUCGACUCCCUGAACACUUUCCGAAGCUUCGGCUCCAGCUACAGUCGUGUCAACUACCUGACCCCCUGGCAUUAAUCUCUGGAAAGGAGGCUGACUCCCAGGCUGCCGGAUGGUGCCACCUCAGGUCCCCUGGCCAGACCGAGGACUUAUGGUGGCACCAGCCACCUCCCCAGGAGUUCAGCCUAACUAGAAAUAAACCUAAUGCUCUCUGAGAGAGACAUGCAAUUGUCUCUGCCUGUGUGUGUUGCAGAGCCUGGGAGAGGGUCAGGGCCACAGGAUGACAGUAUCUUACCCUUGCCUGUCCCUGGCCAACUCCUGGAGGACUGGUGGGGGGUUGGAGAAAAAUGUUUGGUGACCUGGUUUGAGAGUCAGGGUGUGAGCCGCAAGGUCCAGCCAGAAUUGAGGUCCAAGAGCAAGAGAUGUGCUCCGGCCCCUUGCCUGCAGCCCCAUACCCAAGCCCCCUCCAUUUCAGAUCCUGAAUUUGAGCCCUAAGAAGAAAGGGAGGGGGCUAGAAAGCUAUUUUAGGUGCCUUUUUGAAGCUGUCAUACUGGUGUGCUCUGGGGGGCUUCCCUGUGCCUGGGGUCCCCCUGAAGGUGUGGGAGCAGGCUGGGGCAAGGGGAGCUGGCCAGGCCUAUGGCCCUGAUUCCUGUGACGCAACAGAAUGUAGAGUCUAAACUUGCAUGAGAUGCAUGAAGCCACUCAGAGAAGAAAGUUCCUGGCUCUCCAAAGCACCACCAAUAAACAUGUCAUCUAAGCAAAAAGUCCUCUGCUCUAUCCAUGAGGCUUCAGGACUAGCCCUUGUCUACCCACCAACCAACCAUUUCAAUCCGCUCCUGUGAAAGGAAGGUAUGAUGUCCCGGGGACAGUGUGGGGACUCCUGGCCCAGGUCUGGAAUAACGCCAUCCAGGGGGCUAGGGAAGAGCAUCUCCAGCAUGGUAAGGGGGUGUAUUAGUCUGUUUUCAUGCUGCUGAUAAAGACAUACCCAAGACUGGGAAGAGAAAGAGGUUUAAUGGACUCACAGUUCCACAUGGCUGGGGAGGCCUCAUAAUCAUGGUGGAAGGCGAAAGGCACUUCUUACAUGGUGGCAGCAAGACAGAAUGAGUGCCAAGCGAAAGGGUUUCCCUUAUAAAACCAUCAGAUCUCAUGAGACUUAUUCACUACCACAAGAACAGUAUGGGGGAAACCACCCCCGUGAUGCAAUUAUCUCCCACUGGCCCCUCCCACAACAUGAAGGAAUUAUGAGAGCUACAAUUCAAGAUGAGAUUUGGGUGGGGACACAGUCAAACCAUAUCAGGGGGUUAGGGCUGCUAGCAUCUGUGCUUAGCUCCAGGACCUUCCAGAUACCCUACUCCCAUCCCACCUGUGGGCAGCUGGCAAGCAUGGACUCAGAUCAGGAUAAAUAGCUACUAAGCUAAA